Messenger RNA from Patiria miniata (bat star), 4872 nucleotides. Its product is annotated as endothelin-converting enzyme homolog. Gene Ontology annotation, cellular component: plasma membrane. The coding region runs from base 204 to 2648 and encodes 814 amino acids. The transcript has 25 exons. Gene Ontology annotation, molecular function: metalloendopeptidase activity. Gene Ontology annotation, biological process: protein processing. The record is from RefSeq and is a predicted model, not a curated record. Lineage: Eukaryota; Metazoa; Echinodermata; Asteroidea; Valvatida; Asterinidae.
AAAGUCGACUCCGAUUGGCUGAGGCGCCGAAUCGCAGAAAUCUGUAUGAUAUGACAUACCAGACGUUAUAGAGAAGACUUGGCUCCGUGGAUAACGGGUGUUACCCAGAGUUCAUUCCACCUGCAACCCUCUCUAUGCAGAGACCGAGCAAGUGUAUCGCGGGAACAAUAUCUACGACUUAAAACCAGAUCGAGAGUGUCAGGAUGGCUGAUUCCACUGUCAACAGUGUGAACGCGGAUGAGCGAACUAGCCCAAGGGCCGAGUUGACUCUCACCGAGGACGAAACAGUGACCAAGUUUCCACGCAAACGGCUCCUAGUCGCAGUGGCCGUGCUAAGCAUUGCUGUACUCCUGGCUGUUUGUGUACUUCUACUUGUGUUGCUCCUGACUAAACAAGGUCCCAACAUUUGUGACACUGAACAGUGCAAGCAAUCUGUGUUGUAUCCAACUAAACCCGGUCUCAUCAAAAGUAGCACUGAACAGACCAACCAACCUGUGGUGCUCCCGACUAAACCAAGUCCCAUCAUUUGCGACACUGAACAGUGCAACCAAUCUGCCUCCAAUAUUCUGAGAAACAUGGAUAAGACCCAAGACCCGUGCCAUAACUUCUUUGAGUACGCAUGCGGAGGAUGGAAUCAACGCCAAGUGAUUCCCAACAACACACUUGAAGUUACCAGAUUCUCCGAACUAGAUGACGACUUGAAAGGAAAGCUGAAAGAACUGAUCGAGCGAAAACCACUGCUAAACGAGCCGGAGUCCUUCGACAAAGUGAGGAAGUUCUACAAUGCCUGCCUUGACCUAGAUACCAUCAACGGCCUAGGAGCCCGACCGCUCACGGACACAUUGCAGUCCCUUGGCGGAUGGCCAGUCCUUGGGUCAAACCCCGGAGGCAGCUGGAGUCAGUAUUCUUAUAACUUUGAGAGUUUGUGGGCGACUCUUAGGUCCCAGUAUAACAUAGAUGCGGUCAUAUCGACUGGAGUGCAAAUCGAUCUAGAAAACACCAGAAACUACAUUCUCCAGAUCGAUUUUCCAGAAUUUACCGUGCCUCUUCAAUUCCGUGCAAAUAGACAGAAACGGCUCGCCUCUUUGGUUCCCGAGUCUUUUUCUAAAGACUUUGGCCGACAUUUGCUCCUGCUGGAUGAACUUGAAGAUAAACGAGCAGCUUACCUGCAGUACAUGAUCGACAUUGCUGUGGCUCUGGGCGGAGACCAAAGCGAGGUCGCUAGAGACAUGAACGACGCGUUCGAGUUUGAGAAGACACUCGCACAGCACGCCGAGGAUGCCAUUAGCGACGACUCUGAUCUACCUGUAACCAAAACUCUGAGCAACCUUCAAAUAAUCUACAGUGAGGUCAACUGGGCAAGUCUGUUUCGCUUACUUAUGCCAUCAAGCGUGUAUCCACCUGUUUCAAGUUACGACAAUAUUUUAGUCAUGUCACCAUCUUACCUUAGGAGUGUUGCUGGAUUGUUGAGGACGAAGGGACACAGAGUGGUAGCCAACUAUAUGAUCUGGCGACUUGUGAACAAGAUGGUGCCCUUUCUUGGAGAGGAGUAUGUGGCCAUCCAUCAGAAAUACCUGAAGGCUAUUCUCGGGAUCUCUGCAGCUCCAGAUCGAUGGAAGCUCUGUACUGAGCAGGUUAACACCGUGCUACCAUUUGCUACUGGGAGGAUGUACGUGGACGAGUACUUCUCUACAGACACCAAGACGAAGACAGAGGAGAUGGUCGGUCAACUGCGGAGAGCACUGAGAGCCAUGUUUGGGUCAGUCCGUUGGUUGUCGUACAGCGACAGGACUAAAGCCCGGCAAAAGCUUGAUGCAAUGGGAGUCAGCGUUGGCUAUCCAGAUUGGCUGAAAGUGAAUUACUUACUAGAUGCUCAAUCUGCUGAUUUGGUCGUCACAACAAACUCAUACUUCACCAAUGUUGUCAACUACGGCAGGCGAGUUGCACAGACCCAACUCGGCCGACUGCGACUUCCCGUUGAUAAGUCCUUGUGGGACGAUAGCGGACCUGCUGUGAUCAAUGCGCACUACAGCCUUUUUGAAAAUGGAAUAGUAAUACCGGCUGGUAUCCUCCAACCACCAUUUUAUCAUGCCAACAUGCCGUGGUACUCGAAUUUUGGUGGCGUAGGCGUAGUGCUGGGGCACGAGAUAACACAUGGUUUUGACAGCACUGGGAGACUCGUUGACCAACACGGUAACAUCGAGAACUGGUGGAGUUACAGUUCUAUCUCUGGUUUUAUAGACGCAGCAAGGUGUUUGGUGAAUCAGUACUCUGGCUUUGUCAUGCCUGAAAACGGCAAACGUGUUGACGGUCAGUUGACAGAAGCUGAGAACAUCGCUGAUAAUGGCGGUCUGAGAGAGGCUUACAAGGCUUACAAAACUAACAGGCCCAGUGUCCAGGAACAACUUCCUGGAUUGGAGGAUCUCACUAACGAUCAACUGUUCUUCUUGUCCUACUCACAGGUGUGGUGCAGUGUUGUGACGCGCGAAGGGGCAGACUGGAUGGUCAAAUACGGAGUGCACAGCCCCGGCCGAUUCAGAGUCAUUGGUCCGUUGCAGAACAACGAAAACUUCCAUAGUGCCUUCGGCUGUCAGUCGGGGAACUACAUGUACAAAAGUCAAUAUAGCACGUGCAAAGUGUGGUACUAAUUGCUAAAACGAUAGCCGUUUGCAAGCCUCACACUAAAACCAGUAGGAAAACCUUUAGAAAAGCAUUUAGGAAAAGUUAUAUAAGUUACUAUGUUCUGUGAACACACGUUUCUAUUUUGCAGCAAUGUAAAGAACGUAUCAAAGUGAGUAGCCUGAUUCCGUAACACGGAAAUCCAGCUGCAAGAUUACAUUUUGCAGCUGAUAUUAUGAUGUACUACUCACACGAAUCCAUGUUGUAAUCAUGACAUUAAUGAAGUUAACAAGAUAACAGAACGUGUAGUUGACAAUGAUAUGCACAAUAAACAGCUCUCUUUACUCAGAUCUUGAAUAACUUAUUUUACUCAGUCACUUAAACUAAUAAUGUUAAUGACAGAAUUAAAAUGUAAACCACAAUAAGAGGGCAUACCUUAACAGUUGCUAGGGCUAAAAGUACAUGUAUUGUAGUUUAGAUUAUUGUAGUUUAAUUCCGGAUAUGUAAUUUGUUUUCCUUUUUUAAACCCUGUUUAAAUAUACUUUUAAGCAAACAGUUUAUUGACAUAAUAUUUUAUGUAUAAAAACGAAUUUUACUUACGACCUUUCACACACGUAUCAAGGUCUCCCUGUUUGGUCAAGUUUUCACAUCGCAAUAUACUUGCGUGAGAACGAAAUGACAACGACGCGAAGAUUUACCUAUAAUAUAUCUACAUACGAUGGAUUCUAGAUUUAGUCGGGCUUGUUUACAUACAGUGGUUAUAAACGGUAAUUCUAGAUUUAUUAGUUAAUGAGAAUUACUCCUUUAAUUUUUUUUUUUUAUAGUGUCCCAAAUGACAUUUUAGUCUGCUAUACCGCCACAAACGUUUUUCAUAAAUGUUCAUCUUUGUACGAGUGCUCCGAGUUCCACGAGUCCAAAUGUAUUUUUGGCACGAUAUUUCUUUGUCAUGCGAUUUUUUUUAGUUUUCAUAAAUUCAAAUGCUAGUAACAGUUUUACAAAGUCCUUUUCCGAGGGUGAUUUUCUUAAGAAAUCAAUGUACCAAAAAAUGAUCACAAAACUGUGACUUUUCCACGCUAAUUGUCCUAUUCGAAGGUGUACGGAAGCGCGCCACCCGUAGGUCAACAUUCAGGCACUGUGUCUGGGUUCAUUUCAUUAGGUUGCAAAGCCCACAAAAUGCUCAAAAAGUUAACGUGCUUAUCAAACUAGCUGUGCUUCUUUAAACAAAUCCAUAGGCCUACUUUGUAGAAUUUAUACAAUAAACACAAAUCUGCUCAUUACCCGUGUCAAGCAUCAUAUACAUCGCAUCCCAUUUGGAUGGCAAAACAGCUUUUCCUGAAAAAAAAUUCCCUCUGUGUUUAAUAAAACCAUGUUAUUAUAGCAGCUCGUUCAAGGUCAUGGUCAUUUGCUGCUGGUGCACUUAAUUUUUUUCGUUUGGAGCAUGAAUUGCUCAUUUGAGGUGCUCAACAUCUUAAUUGCGGUUCACAACAAGCAUAGUGAGUCAAUAUACAUUUUGAGGAAACAUAAUCUGCACUUUUUUGCUAACGAACGUAAAACGGAGUGCCCACGGAAGCACCUUUUUAAAUCAUGAACAAUGAUUGGUUUCUUUCGAUCGAAACAAUUUCUUGUGAUAAAUUUUCUCGGGGUAUCUGAAAGCGGCCCAGUUACCUUGAGCCAGUUUUUACACAUUCAAUGAGAAGGUACGUUUCCAAAUAAUCCAAACCUCCUGUAUGUGCCUUUAAAUUGACCACUGUAUAUCGCCUGGGGUGUAAUAAUAUUAUGGUACCGCUUUUAAUAUUGCUAUAAAUGGACUUGUGUAUGUGUACAGACCAGUUGGAGCACAGAGUCCCCAGUUGGUACCCAAGGAAUGGCAGAUACAUUGUACAAGUACUCCAUGAGAGAUACUCAGAACAAAGGUGGUACAAUGCCUCAGCCACUACCCAGUGAGAACAACAACUCUGCGUCCGAAUUGGUCUAUUAUGCUCAUUACGGCUAUAGAAUGAAUAAGACUACUUUUUUGUAUAAAUACAUACAAAAAAUUGUGAUUUGUAUUCAGCAAUGAUCUUCCAAAAGAAUGACAGCACUGAAAUUAUAACGGGGUUCAGAAAGCAGUAACGUUUUUACACAACAUUUAAAAGUGGAAUGUGUGAAGCGCCAAACAAAAUAAAAAAGAGAUUGUCUACGUUUAAAGUGAAUAAAUGCAAAACAAUUACAACGUUUUUAGAAAAACUGUUAAGAGCGUUAUAGUUAAUUAAU